Conger conger (European conger) is the source of this 2345-nucleotide messenger RNA. Its product is annotated as group 3 secretory phospholipase A2-like. Gene Ontology annotation, biological process: arachidonate secretion; phospholipid metabolic process. The transcript has 8 exons. The coding region runs from base 1 to 2262 and encodes 753 amino acids. The record is from RefSeq and is a predicted model, not a curated record. Gene Ontology annotation, molecular function: A2-type glycerophospholipase activity. NCBI's taxonomy places the organism in Eukaryota, Metazoa, Chordata, Actinopteri, Anguilliformes, Congridae.
AUGGCUGCCGUGCAUCACCCACGCGCAGGCAGCGCAACGUUCUGCUAUUGGACGAGGAGCGCCGCUGAAGGUCGCUCUCAUUAUAGCUUCCUACGGCAACCAGCAAAUGCACGCCCCUGGUCCAUCCGGCUGUACCAUAGCGUCUGGACACGGGACCGACGCCUUGUGGACUGCGCGGUGACUGAUGAGCCAGCUGUCACAGAGAGAUACUUAUCGCUAUGCCGCGGAGAGCAGGCCACGAACUUCACCGACGUCCUGGAGACGCGGUUCGACGUCAGUUUACUUUUUGCACCAGAUAACCCGUGUGCAUAUCCGUUUCCAGCGGGUGUCCAAGCAUCUAAACGCACAAAGAGGGCGAUCACCGACCCAGUCCUUGCUGAACGUCACACUGGGGAUAGUUCGGAAGUGAAGCACCGGCGCCAGAAACGAGCAUGGAUCAUUCCGGGGACAGUUUGGUGUGGUUCUGGAAACAAGGCAGACAAUUACGACGACUUAGGUAUCUUCACGCAAACCGACAAGUGCUGCCGGGAGCACGACUAUUGCGCGAACACCAUCCCCUCAUUCAGGUUUGGCUACGGUGUCUUCAACCGGCACAUUUUCACCGUUUUGCACUGCGACUGUGAGGAGAGGUUCCGCCAGUGUCUCCUCACAGCGAAUGACAGGGUGUCCAACAUGGUGGGCUAUGGCUACUUUAACCUCCUGAAGACCCCCUGCUUCACCUUUACGGAGAAAAUGCAGUGCAUUCAGUCUAACUGGUUUGGCAUGUGUACGUUAUCCGAGAUGUCCCCCUUUGCCGUGUUACAGGAUGCCAUGGACUUCAAUUCCACUCAGCCUACCUCAGCUGCCACUCCAGGGACCUGGCAUGACACUUCUGACCCUGCGUCCCCAAUGCCCACUCCCAUUCGGAACGUCACACGUGACCCUGUAUACACAACACCCCCACCCAUUUGGAAAAUCACUUCCGACUCUGUAUACACAACACCCACGCCCAUUCGGAACGUCACACGUGACUCUGUAUACACAACACCCACGCCCAUUCGGAACGUCACACGUGACUCUGUAUACACAACACCCACGCCCAUUCAGAACGUCACACGUGACUCUGUAUACACAACACCCGCUCCCAUUCGGAACGUCACACGUGACUCUGUAUACACAACACCCGCUCCCAUUCGGAACGUCACACGUGACUCUGUAUACACAACACCCACGCCCAUUCGGAACAUUGCACGUGACUCUGUAUACACAACACCCACGCCCGUUCGGAACAUCGAACGUGACUCUGUAUACACAACACCCACGCCCAUUCAGAACGUCACACGUGACUCUGUAUACACAACACCCACGCCCGUUCGGAACAUCGAACGUGACUCUGUAUACACAACACCCACGCCCGUUCGGAAAAUCACUUCCCACUCUGUGCCCCCCACGCCCACACCCGUUGGGAACGCCACAUCUUCCACGGCGGGAAUCAGGCUUCCGCCGGCCCGUAGGCCCAAACAACGGCUCCCCUGUCGCCCGAAGGGCCCAGCCAAAGGGACGGCCUCCAGGGCUGGAAGGAGGAAGGGUGUAAGGAGGCCGGUUUGCAAGGAGCAGCCAAAUUCUCGUCUUCCUGCGAAGGGGCAGGACUCCGAUGCACAGCUUACAGCUGACAGCGCAGCGGGGCGAGACCCGGCUGACCCCCCACACCAGAGGGUUGACCCUCGCUCAGAGAACGCCCUGCCCAGCACCCGGCCCAGGACCCCACAGCCUGCCCCACAUAAGCACCCUGCACUCAUGGAGGAUGCCCGGAAAACAGAGACACAGCAGCCCUGCGAUUGCUACAAACACCUGGAUGAGUGUAGGCUCAAGAUUCCACCGCUGGGUGAGAGAUUUGGUCUGAAGAACCCAGAGCGCAAGACCCUGUACCACUGUAACUGUACCAACAGGCUGGCCCAGCAGCUCCAGGAUCAGGAGGAGCCAGACGGAGUCCAGUCCCUGCUGGUGGAUUUUGUCUCCCUGUCCUGCUUCCAACUGCCCCCUCCAGAGGAGUGUCCUGGGACAGCUAAGGGGUGCCCCGCUGUCCUCUCCGAAGCCUCGCACCUCCAGCUGACACUCUCCCAGCGGGAAAACGGAGAGGCAGGGAUACAUCCAGAGAGGCCAAUCCUGAAGGUUAAGAGGCACAACUCCAGGGAGUCCAAGAGGAAACAAAGCCCGGUCAAACUCUACAAAAAGUGCCUGAAAAUCAUGGAUUCCAAAACAUCAAAAAGGGCUGAAGGGUAACGGUAGCCUCAGCCCAGGGACGGGGCGGGGCAGAUGCGUUCCUGGGCCCCAGUGCGUGUGCACCUGUCUGAAUUUCCACCUUG